AUGUUAUUGUUCUGUCCAACGUGCGGCAAUCUGCUUAGUAUAGAGGAAGCUUUGCAAGGGUUGCGCUUCGCAUGCAACACGUGCCCGUACGUGUUCAACGUCGUGAGAAAAGUGAGCAGUCGUACGUAUCCGAAAUUAAAAGAAGUGGAGGAUGUGUUAGGCGGAAGCGCAGCUUGGGAAAACGUCGAUUCCACUGAAGAGAGGUGUCCAAAGUGCUCUAAUCUCAGAGCUACCGUUUCUUACUUGAUGGAAAGAGAACAAUUUCAAAUGUACAAAAAUUGGGCCCAAUGAAUGUUCUAUUGAAUUCCGUCGAAGAGGAGAUAGAGGUGUUAACAAAGUAUAGCAAUCAUUGGAUGUGCAAAGGAAAACGAUCCGUAGCUAUAGCUAGCAAAUUAUUGCAACAAAAUAAAGUUGUAGCAUUUCCAACAGAUACAAUAUAUGGUCUUGCUUGUCUUGUAUCAGACGCUAAUGCUAUUGAAAAGCUCUAUGAAAUUAAAAAACGUGAUGCAAGUAAACCAUUAUCUAUUUGCGUUAGUAACGUGAAAGAUGUAGGAAAAUGGGGUGUUGUCGAUCAUGUGCCAUACAAUUUAUUAACAUUAUUAUUACCAGGGCCAUAUACAAUUAUUUUGAAACGAACGCCAGCUUUGAAUCCUGCCUUGAAUCCCGAUCAUGACACCGUAGGCAUUAGAAUUCCAGAUUAUGCAUUUAUAAAUUGUGUCACUGCAAUAACAGGACCUUUAGCGUUAACGAGUGCUAAUUUAAGCAAUCAGCCCAAUUGCUUAUACCCGUCGGAGUUUCAAAAUUUGUGGGAUAAAUUAGAUGGGAUAUUUUACGACAGUACCAAGUUUGGUAAAUCACAUAAUGGUUUGAGACGUGGAUCGACCAUAGUUGAUUUAUCCAAACCAGGCUAUUAUAAAAUUGUUCGCUCUGGAGUUGGGGCACGUGAAAUUAAUUACGCGUUAAACAAAUACAACUUACAACAUAUUGUAGAUUAA
Messenger RNA from Heterotrigona itama, 995 nucleotides. NCBI's taxonomy places the organism in Eukaryota, Metazoa, Arthropoda, Insecta, Hymenoptera, Apidae. The record is from the annotation of a GenBank genome assembly.